GGGAGGUCCUGUCGCCAACUGUCGUAAAGCGUUGGUUGACGUAAAUUUACGACAUUUCCUUAGGGUUGUUUGAUACUAAGCUUUCAGGUUUGGUGUCUUCAUCAGUGAUAUCAUGGCCUCAGCCCCAGCACAACAACCCACCCUGACUGUUGAACAGACCAGAGUGGUGUUGAGUGAGGUGAUCCAGGCCUUUUCAGUGCCAGAAAAUGCUGCGCGAAUGGAGGAGGCUCGUGAGAGCGCCUGCAACGACAUGGGAAAGAUGCUGCAACUUGUGCUACCUGUGGCCACUCAGAUUCAACAGGAUGUAAUCAAAGCGUAUGGAUUCAACAAUGAGGGAGAAGGUGUCCUUAAAUUUGCCAGACUGGUGAAGAUGUAUGAAACCCAGGACCCUGAAAUUGCAGCCAUGUCUGCAAAACUGAAGUCUCUCCUCCUGCCACCGUUGUCAACACCACCUAUAGGAGGCACCAUUCCAGCUUCAUAGGAUUUAUUCUUGGCAAGGUCAAAUACAAAGGGGUUUUCUUUUCAUGCUUUGUAUCACUGAAUGUUUAACAUGUAUUUAAGGUCCUGUUUUUGUUGUGAAGUUUUAGUUUUAUACCGCUAAUGUUUUAAAAAGUAUUUGGUUUCAUUUAAAGCAUUCUUGCAAAUCCUUGA
This is a messenger RNA of Girardinichthys multiradiatus, 651 nucleotides long. It is a transcript of the gene grcc10, whose product is annotated as gene rich cluster, C10 gene. NCBI's taxonomy places the organism in Eukaryota, Metazoa, Chordata, Actinopteri, Cyprinodontiformes, Goodeidae. The coding region runs from base 113 to 481 and encodes 122 amino acids. The transcript is spliced from 4 exons. Gene Ontology annotation, biological process: post-embryonic development. The record is from RefSeq and is a predicted model, not a curated record.